Messenger RNA from Alternaria alternata, 1840 nucleotides. RefSeq lists its product as hypothetical. The record is from RefSeq and is a predicted model, not a curated record. The transcript has 2 exons. Bases 486 to 1820 code for a protein of 444 amino acids. NCBI's taxonomy places the organism in Eukaryota, Fungi, Ascomycota, Dothideomycetes, Pleosporales, Pleosporaceae.
GCUGUCCGUAUGCUGACUGGUUGGGCUUGCACAAAUUUGUAAACUAUUGUAACCCGCGAAAGUUACCCGCUACCAGCCUCAACUAGGGUCAACGCUUAUCAACAGAUUCACAGCGGCACGUCGAGAACGCCACAAAAAGCAUAGCUAGACCUUGGCGUGCAUGCACCUGAGGGCUACUCGGAAGCUUGCGUUGCAGCUAAGCUCAACGCUUCCCGUGCUCGGUAGGUGAAUGUUGUGCUAGUUGCGGAAAGAAAAGUUGCCUUCAGGUACGUGGGCGUUCUGGUGGCCAAGGUGCUGAUCUCGGGUCUCCCCCGGGGGUAUCUUGGCUAUGGAACUUGGUGCUACUGCUGCGCAUGAAUGCCAUGGGCUUGUGCUCAAUCUGUUGUCCGUGUGAGAUCGAGGUUGAGGGUAAAUUACCCUGUUGGUAAGCUGCUCUUCCUCUUCUACCAUCAAGUUUCUUACCUUUACUCGCGGUACUGAGCAAGAUGUCUGCAACAAUGGAGCCUACCCUUCCGUCCAAACUCAAGGCGUUCUUCCCUUCGUCGUCAACCCCGCAAGGGACGACUAGCCUUUCGAUUGACCAGAACUACCUCAUUGGGCUCCGUGGCCUACUCGUGUUCCAAUCUUUCCUCUUCGUCUUCUUCCAGACAUUCCUCCCAGCCGCCCUCCCCGACUCGAAGAACGUUGACGGCCCGACAUACCAGGUUGUACUUCGCAAGUCUUUUUCAGUGCUCUUCGCCAACGAGGCUCUGAUCUACUCAUGGAUUAUCUUCCUCUCUGCGCGAACUAUCUGCUUGCCAUAUCUCGCCAACAAGACUCGCGAAGUCGGUGCCUCCAGUAUCUUUCGUCGCGGUAUCAGGUUAUGGAUUCCCACUUUUAUUGCAUACUCUUUCGCGGCAGCAGCCUUUAGCACAAGCUCAACCGACUACAUCUCCGAAUUCUUGGCUUCCACUGGCAACAUCUCCACCAUCGCACCAAUGCGCCUCCGUAACUUCCUGCUCUACUUCAACUCCCUUUUUGAGAUUUUCUGGGUCAACAAGCGCUACGCUAGUCAAGCUGCCAACGAUGUAUUUCCAUCAGGGACCCUUUGGAUAGUGUCUGUGCUAUUCCAGCAAAGUUACACCGUCUACAUUACCAUGAUUAUUGUCCCGAACACCCGCACUUCAUGGCGCGUCAAGGCCAUGUUGGCCUUCAUCGUAGCAGCAUUCUGGGUGCAGAGCUGGGCCUGGUACAGUGUCACUGGUCUUAUCAUCGCUGAUGCGGUUCUCAACAUGGACUUCCAGUUCCGGUCCCUGAAGGGAUUUAAGAUCGGCAACUUCGGCAUACCGGUCUGGCCACUGUACGCCAUCAUGGUCGUAACCGGUUUUAUACUGCAAUUCGCCUUUAUCUCCGGAAAGCCUAGCAUGCGCGACAACGAACUAUACGGCCACACUGCGCUAUACGACGAUGGAUUCCUGAACGAGAACGCUGACCUGGAUCAGCCAAUGCCGAGGGUCGACAAUUACCUCAUCAUCCUUGGAUCGAUGCUCCUCAUCGAGACGUUCGAGUGGCCUCGAUCCGUGCUUCGCGGCGGUUUCUUUGUUUCGCUAGGCAAGAGGAGUUUCAGCUGGUUCCUCGUUCAAUCCAUAAUCAUAUACACCGCCGGUAUCAAGCUAUACACACACAUGGUCACCGCCGGCAUGAACAGCGCUGCGAGCAGUUUCGUGUGCUUCUUGGUCUGCGCUCCCCUCGUUGCAAUCGUAGCGGAGGUUUUCUACCGUGUCGUUGAUCUGCCGAGCGUCGUACUGGCUAGAAGCUUCUGGGCGUUCAUGACGAAAUAAGUGGCGGCAACGGCUCGCUA